AACAAAACGAACGCUCCAUCUAAAAGCUUUCACAUGCAGGUUGUAGACACGAAGUGAUGAUAAUACGGCGAUGUUUCAAGCAUCAAUUAUACCUAUCCAUAAUGUCACUGUACUUGUAGCUUGGGGUAGCAUCGUUGAAUUGCGAACAUUCUACUAAAGGUAAAGCUUUAGUUAUUUUAUUAUCGCUCGGACUUGUAUCUGUAGUUGUAGUUGCUUCUGUUGUUUUGGCGACAUGUCAGAGUCCGGCCACAGUCAGCCUGGAAUGUAUGGACAGGGACGCAGGAGAAGGCGACGUCGGGGAGACAGAGAUGCCGGACCUCCGGGGCAAAACUUGUCUGGUCCUAGCCGGGAUCGAGAGUAUCAGCCGAGAGAACGAAGGGAUGGCAGUGAAGAUCCACCCGGUCCAAUCAUUCAGAAGACCCCCAUUAUUCUCGCCAAACCCCCCGGAGAGAGAGCUAAGUCAUCACAGAAUACACCUGUUAGUGGAGCUUCAGUCCCAGAGAAGCCCAUUAUGUUAAUGAAAGCCAGAGAUGAUGCAGGAAAGACAGGGACACCUCCAGAAGCAACAGCUCCAACCUCGGGUUCUGGACCUUCUAAGAUGGAGAGAGAAGGGCAGCGGCCUACACAGCCUGUGUACCAAAUUCAAAACCGAGGAAUGGGUGCUUCUGCAUCAAGCAGUGCUGUGGAUCCAAUGGUUGGCCAGUCCAAGCUUGUCCCGCCAGAGAAGAUGAAGCACAGCAUUAAACUAGUAGAUGAUCAGAUGAACUGGUGUGACAGUGCCAUGGAGUACCUGAGGGACCAGACAGAUAUGUUGGUGGUGGGCGUCAUUGGUCUUCAAGGAACUGGGAAAUCUACAGUGAUGUCACUGUUAUCAGCCAACACUCCAGAGGAAGACCAGAGGAGUUUUGUAUUCAGACCCCAAACUCAAGAAAUCAAGGAGAGGGGAGGGAACCAGAGCACAGGGAUCGAUUUCUUCAUCACACAGGAGAGAGUUAUCUUCUUGGACACACAGCCGAUGCUCAGCCCAUCCAUUUUGGACCAUCUCAUUAACAAUGACCGGAAGUUGCCACCAGAGUACAACCUCCCUCACACAUAUGUUGAGAUGCAGUCGCUCCAGAUCGCUGCGUUCUUGUUCACAGUGUGCCAUGUGAUCAUCGUGGUCCAAGACUGGUUCACUGAUUCCAACAUGUACAGGUUCCUUCAGACUGCUGAAAUGCUGAAACCGUCCACUCCAUCUGCGAGCCAUGACAGCUCUGGCUCUUCAGGCGGUGACGAUGGAGCAGAGUACUAUCCUCACAUAGUUUUUCUCCAGAACAAGGUCAGAAGAGAUGAUUUCUGUCCUAGGAGUCUAAAUUCCAUGCACCUGGUGGUGGAUAAAUUAAUGGCGCACUCCCAUCUCAAGUACAAAGGCACGUUGUCCAUGCUAGACUGCAACAUCUUCCCCGGCCUGAGAGCAGACUAUCUGUCACCUGAGGUCAACAUGUUCUUACUUCCUGUGCAGGAGAACGAUGGGGAGGACAAUCUGACGAAAGCAGGGUCGGGAACCUACCCGCUCUUUUCCCUGCUCCCAGGAUACAGAGGUCAUCCUUCCUUCUCCACCAUGGUCUCAAAACUUCGCAGCCAAAUACUGAGCAUGCCUCGAUGUCAGCUCUCGCACACUAUCCUCACCGAGAAGAACUGGUUUCAUUAUGCAGCUCGUAUCUGGGAUGGUGUGAAAAAAUCGUCAGCGCUGUCGGAAUACAGUCGUCUGCUCUGCUAAUGCUACUGUUGUCUGCAACUUGGUGCAACCUUCAACAUCGGGUCGCAGAAAACUGAAGCCUCGGGUUGUGGGGACGACGGGUUGAACUAGAAGAAGUUCAGUGCAGAACAACUAGACGUUCUGGAACUGCAGAGAUCAUUCAAAUAUGCGUAGUUUGUUGGAACAUUCAAAGACAGAGCGUUGCAGGGGCUUAGCCUCAGGAAAUGUUCAACAGACAUAAGUGUACAGCAAGUCUUUAAAAGCCAAAAGACGGUGUUUUGAAUAUUAGUUCACCAUUAUUUCUUACUUUUAAUUAUGUAACAUUCUCUGAGAACUCUUACGAAACAGUCAGUGGCAAAUGCACGUAAAUAAAUAAAAUACGGAAAGACAAAGUGGGAAACUUUGUCUGUUAUUUUCUUAAUUACUUCAGGUUAAAGAUGAUGUAAAUUUUUUGAUGUAUUUUGUCACUUUAUUUGGCAAGAACUUGCACAACAGUUGCAGAUCAUUCAGUGCUGCGUUCAAUUGCAAGGUGCAGAACAAUAAUAGUAUGUCUGGUUAUAAGACACGAGCUAGUCCUGACUUAAAAACAGUUUAAUGUCUUUAUUUACUGCAAAGUUAGUAACUAAGGGUGUCACACAAUAUCACUUCACUGAUACAUUGCAAUAUUUCGUUUCAC
Cynoglossus semilaevis (tongue sole) is the source of this 2414-nucleotide messenger RNA. It is a transcript of the gene smg9, whose product is annotated as SMG9 nonsense mediated mRNA decay factor. The record is from RefSeq and is a predicted model, not a curated record. NCBI's taxonomy places the organism in Eukaryota, Metazoa, Chordata, Actinopteri, Pleuronectiformes, Cynoglossidae. Gene Ontology annotation, biological process: nuclear-transcribed mRNA catabolic process, nonsense-mediated decay. Bases 233 to 1759 code for a protein of 508 amino acids. The transcript has 13 exons.